Gongylonema pulchrum is the source of this 903-nucleotide messenger RNA. NCBI's taxonomy places the organism in Eukaryota, Metazoa, Nematoda, Chromadorea, Rhabditida, Gongylonematidae. The record is from the annotation of a GenBank genome assembly.
AUGACUGGCGUAUGUCCUAUAAAAGUUGUUGUGCGCGUACGACCGUUGAGUCAACGUGAACUGGCCGAAAAUGCUCGACAAUGCGUCUGCGUUUAUGAGCAGCACAAUCAGAUUUCACAAGACGAAAAGAUGUACGCUUUUGACAAGGUGUUCGACACAUGCACAUCUCAGCGAACGAUUUAUGAUGAUUGUGGUGCUCCAUUAAUCGAAAAACUCCUGGAUGGUUACAAUUGCACCAUUAUAGCCUACGGACAGACCGGGAGCGGAAAGACGUACACAAUGGGAAUCGAAGACACAUCGGUACAAGGAUUGUCAGUUCAUGCAGUCACCGGGCUGGAAGACGCAAUGAAAAUUCUGAAAAAAGGAUGCCGAUCGCGAACGAAAGGUGGCACAGCAAUGAAUGAUGCGUCGUCUCGCUCCCAUGCAAUUUUCACACUAACGAUUGAAAAAAGGGGCGAAGAAACAAGCUCGAAGCUGCAACUUGUGGAUUUGGCGGGUUCGGAAAGGCUGAAAAAGACGCAAGCGGAGGGGGAACGGAUGCGAGAAGGGAUCAAUAUAAAUGAAGGAUUGUAUGUAUUGGGCGCGGUUAUUUCGGUGCUGGCAGACAAGCCAAAGGAAUAUGUACCCUAUCGCGAUAGCAAAAUUACGCGUGUCCUUCAAGAUUCUCUUGGCGGUAACAGCUACGCCGUUAUGAUUGUAUGCGUUUCGCCGGCCGAUACAAACGCUUCGGAAACAGCACAAGCGCUGAGAUUUGCAAGCCGAGUGAAGCAAGUGGAGAACAAACCAAUCGUAAAUGUUGAUCCGAAGUUAGCGUAUAUUCGAAGUUUAGAAGAGGAGCUGGCAAGACGACGUGCCGGAGACACGUAUGUUGUUUUUAUUAAGUCAAUGUGUUUUUCAGUGUAA